Epinephelus moara (kelp grouper) is the source of this 3630-nucleotide messenger RNA. It is a transcript of the gene lrrtm1, whose product is annotated as leucine rich repeat transmembrane neuronal 1. The record is from RefSeq and is a predicted model, not a curated record. The transcript has a single exon. Bases 1294 to 2871 code for a protein of 525 amino acids. Lineage: Eukaryota; Metazoa; Chordata; Actinopteri; Perciformes; Serranidae. Gene Ontology annotation, molecular function: protein binding.
AGAGAAAAGCGAGGAGGGGAGAGGAGAGAGAGAGGAAGAGAGAGGAAGAGGAGGGGAGGCAGCAUGAAAAAGUGAGUGAGCGAUCAAGGGAAAGAGAGCAGGGGAGAGUGAGGGAAAGAGAGCGAGCACUCUGAAUUGUGAGUGGCUUACGACACUCAGUGAACAGAAGGUGCUUCUGCAUGCGCUGUCAGUGUACUGCUCUGCUGCAAGGGAUUGCGCGCUCCUUUGCUUCCCACAUUUACCGCCCCUGCCUGCCUACCAGCACCAGCCUUCAGCAGCCUCUUCCAGCUGGCUGAGAAAACACCCGGAGAGCAAGGGAGUGAACGAAAACUGCGAGCCACCGGGGGGAUGCGAGCGGCUUCUUAACCGAGAUGAGCCACUGAGAUGACAAGGAAUACUGUUACACAAGACAACAGUGAACAGGGUUCACCUCUUUAAAUCCUGUUUUUUUUUUCCUCUUCCUUGCAUCCGUCACUGAAAGCAUGAUUACCCGCUUGAAUGGAUUUAAACCUUACAAGUCAGUGAUUGCUUCCAGAGAUGGACGAUAAUAUGUGUUGACAGAUCUGCUGUAACUUAAGCAGGAAAGGGGAGGAGAAAAGAGCAAGACAGAUAUUUAAAAAGAUUUUUUUCCUUGGUCUUUUUUUUUCCCUCUUUCUCUGGUUGUCUCUUCUUCCCUCUGAUCAUUGCAGCAGAGGACUGCGGAGGAGCAAAAGAGACAGAGCUCAUGCAUGCAGACAGGGGAACUUGCACUUCCUACCAUCUAGCUGAAAGCUACUUGGAUUCCUUCUCUUUCUGGCUCUUUCACUUGAGGAGAACUAAGACAUUGUAAGCCUGCCAAGGAUCUGGUGUCCACUGAAAAGAGAGAAGGGAGGGGGGGAGAAUUUGUACCACAGUGGGGUCUUUUUUAGAUUCGCACAUAAUUAGUGUUGGGGCACAAAGCGAGACGCUGAAUGGAGAUUGUCAGCUUUUGGAUAGGGGUGAGUAGGAAUCUUUUCAAAUAAGAUCGAUCAAUGAGGACAAUUUUAUUUUUUUCAUCCCCUCUACUCUCCACCCACUGCUUGAUUUCUAACAUAAGCAGAGAGACUUGCCCUUUAUCCUUUUGCAUUUUCGACAAGGAUUCCCUUGGUUGACAAAGAAAUAUAAUACCGUUGUCUACAGCUAAAAUACAAAAAGGGGACAAAACAGCUUAUUGUAUUGACUAAAUAUGAUGUGAUAAAUAUGAUGUGAUAGGUGCAGAAAACAAUAUCCAGAGUGGUUCAAUGGACAUUUUCUCAGAGACAUCCCUGGAUAUUUAUGCUAAUGGAUUUCCUUCUAAUUGGACUGUACUUAAAGUGGCCACUGAAGAAGCCCCCUGGGUUGAUACUGUGUUUAUUGGGAAUUUUUUUAAGAACGGUUCCCUUGGUGGAGGGGGUUUGUCCAAGGCUGUGCCGCUGCGACAGCAAGCUGCUGUACUGCGAGGGGCUCAACCUCACAGACAUUCCCCGCAAUCUGAGCAGCGCCAUGGGCCUGUCCAUGAGAGAGAACAACUUGACCGAGCUGCGUGAAGGCCAACUGGUUGGUCUGUCACAGCUCACCUGGCUCUACCUAGAUCACAACAACAUUGACAUUGUAGAGGAGGGCGCAUUUGACCGGCUGAGACGGGUCAAGGAGUUAGACCUCAGCAGCAAUCGGAUUGAGAGUCUGCCAAAUGGUACCUUUAGGCCCCUCCCAAACCUGCGUAUCCUGGACCUCUCGUACAACAGGCUGCAGGCACUAGAGCCUGACCUGUUCCACGGCCUUAGAAAGCUCACCAAUUUGCAUUUGCGCUACAAUGCUCUCAAAUUUGUGCCAGUGCGGAUUUUUCAAGACUGCCGGAGCAUGCAGUUUUUGGACUUGGGAUACAACCAACUGCAGAGCCUGGCACGAAACUCCUUCGCUGGCCUCUUCAAGUUGACUGAGUUGCAUCUUGAGCACAAUGAGCUGGUUAAAGUCAACCUAGCCCACUUUCCUCGCCUCAUCUCUUUACGUACUCUGUACAUGCACAACAAUCGUGCCACUGUUGUUGUCAAUACACUGGACUGGACAUGGCGUUUUUUAGAGAAGAUUGACCUGUCAGCCAAUGAAAUCGAAUACAUAGAGCCACAUGUUUUUGAGAGCGCACCCAACCUCAAGGUGCUGAUGCUAGACACCAAUCGGUUGACCUCUGUGGACCAGCGCAUCCUGGAUUCGUGGUCAUCUCUGGACAGCAUAACCCUGGCAGGGAAUGACUGGGAGUGCAGUCGCAACGUGUGUGCCUUGGCCUCUUGGCUGAGUGCCUUCCGAGGCCAGCGUGACAAUUCCCUGCAGUGUUCAAGCCCCGACACCGCACAGGGCGAGGAUGUGUUGGAUGCUGUCUACGCUUUUCAGCUAUGUGAGGAUCCCCCAAUGGAGGUAACUACAGCAGGCCUGUACGCCUCGACAAGGGAUCUGGCCCAGGGUGGAUCUGUUUUCCUGGGCCCAUUUACUCCUAACCCUUACGAGGGUGAGGGUAGCGAGGUGGUCACCAGUUCUUUCACUGUCACGGUGGGCCAUGAUGACCUGGAGAGCACCAUGCAGAUCCACAAGGUGGUGACUGGCACCAUGGCACUCAUCUUUUCCUUUCUCAUCAUUGUGCUCAUGCUGUAUGUGGCAUGGAAGUGCUUUCCAGCCGGAAUAAGACAACUGAGGCAGUGCUUCAGCAGUCAGCGCCGUAAGCAGAAGCAAAAGCAAAGCAUGCAGCAGAUGGCUGCAAUUUCUACACCGGAGUACUAUGUUGACUAUAAACCCAACCACAUUGAGGGAGCUCUGGUAAUCAUCAAUGAAUAUGGCUCUUGCACUUGCCAACAGCAACCUUCUCGGGAAUGUGAGGUGUGACCCUGCUUUGUGAGUACGUCUUUACCUGUGAUUAUCUGGAUAUACCGUAAAUCCCUUUUUUGGAUGCACUGGGGAGGGGAAUAUUGCGGGACAGAAGGAAUAAAGGGAUUUUUUUUGGACACUUUUUACACAGCGUCUCACUGUGAUAUGGAAGGAGUGUGCUUUAUGCGGCUGACUAUUUCGCAGUGGAUUUACUGCUACUGCUAUCUACUGCUGAUUCGAGGCCACAGGGCAUAAUGGGCACCUGACUCUUGGACCUGUUGAUGUUCUACAGAAACACAGAGAGGAAUACGUUGUGGGCACUGAGGCUUUUCUCUCAUGGGUGGAUAUUUGAGCUUUAAUGUGUCUUUCUACUUCAGGACAUUUAAUUAUUGUUUAAAAAGAAACUGGGGACACACAAAAGAAGAAAAAAAAGAAAAAAAUCAAACCAUUUGUAUCAUGGUAAACACAAUAUUUGACAAGCAUUUAAAAUAUUAAAAAAAAAAUGUUUAAGUUGGAUUAAAAAUGUAAAAAUAAAAGUCUGUGUAAAAUAUGUCAAAAGAAAAAGUGCAAGUGUGGACAAAAAAUGAUACAAGAUAAUCUAUUUCUUUUGUAAACUACAAAAAAUGUUUAAAUAAAUGAAUUGCUAUUCACAGUAAACUCAUUUGUACGUGAGAAGCCUGUCAGAAAGGAUGAAUGACAAUAGACGCAGUCUUUGCGCUCGUGGACUGGAGAGCCAUGUCUCUGCAGUGUGUCGAACCAAAAAAAAAUGAAAUACAG